GGUUUUGGAACAGUUGUUGGAAGAUGUUAGCUGUGGAUACUGGGAUUGUGGAGGAGUGGUUAUCGGAGUUCAAGACACUGCCAGAAGCGUCCAUAUCCAGCUAUGCUACAAACUUGAAAGACAAGAGUGCUUUGAUUUCAUCUCUUUACAAAGUAAUUCGGGAGCCACAGAGUGAACUUCUGGAGCCAGUUUGCCAUCAGCUCUUUGAGUUCUAUCGCAGUGGUGAGGAACAACUACUACGAUUUACCCUGCAGUUUCUACCGGAGUUGAUGUGGUGCUAUCUUGCUGUCUCAGCCAGCAGAGGUUUGCAGAACAGUGGAUGCAUAGAGGCUCUUCUCCUAGGAGUUUAUAACUUGGAGAUAGUUGACAAAGAGGGACAUAGCAAAGUCCUGAGUUUCACAAUUCCGUCUUUGUCCAAACCUUCGGUCUAUCAUGAACCUUCCAGCAUUGGCUCCAUGGCUCUCACUGAAGGAGCUUUAUCGCAGCAUGGUUUGUCCAGGGUUGUAUACAGUGGACCUCAUCCUCAGAGGGAGAUGUUAACAGCACAGAACAGGUUUGAAGUGCUGACUUUCCUUCUGCUCUGUUACAAUGCUGCCUUAAGCUACAUGCCUGCAGUUUCUCUUCAGUCGUUGUGUCAAAUUUGUUCAAGAAUUUGUGUCUGUGGAUAUCCUCGCCAACAAGUGAGAAAGUACAAGGGAGUCAACAGUAGGAUUCCAGUUUCGUCCGAAUUCAUGGUGCAAAUGCUAACAGGGAUUUAUUAUGCCUUUUAUAAUGGAGAAUGGGAUCUGGCUCGUAAAGCUAUGGAUGACAUUUUGUAUAGAGCACAGCUGGAACUGUAUCCAGAACCUCUUCUGGUUGCUAAUGCAAUAAAAGCUUCACUGCCUCAGGGUGCCAUGAAAUCUAGUAAAGAAGGUACAAGAUGCAUUCAGGUUGAAAUUACACCUACAUCAUCCAGAAUAUCAAGAAAUGCUGUGACUAGCAUGUCUAUCCGGGGGCAUAGAUGGAAAAGGCAUG
Pterocles gutturalis (yellow-throated sandgrouse) is the source of this 1014-nucleotide messenger RNA. RefSeq names its product family with sequence similarity 126, member A (gene HYCC1). NCBI's taxonomy places the organism in Eukaryota, Metazoa, Chordata, Aves, Pterocliformes, Pteroclidae. Gene Ontology annotation, cellular component: plasma membrane. The record is from RefSeq and is a predicted model, not a curated record. The transcript has 9 exons. The annotation marks the transcript as partial. Gene Ontology annotation, biological process: phosphatidylinositol phosphate biosynthetic process; protein localization to plasma membrane.